AUGGGUUUGGAGCAGGCGCCGGUACAGCCCGCCGCCGCCCGGGAUCACGCGCCCUUCCUGCCGCACCUGAGCAUUUUCAGGUCUCGCCUAAGGUCCGGGGCCGCUGGGCGCGCGGCGAGGUCCUGGCGCCCUCUGGCGGGGUCCGCGGACAAGCCCCCUGCCCGGCCCGCCAGCUGCAGACACCGCGUUGGGCUGGGCGUCGCUUCGCAGUCCCUCCCGGGACCGGCUCUGGUGCCUUCCCCUGCGGCUCGGGUUUCGAACGCAGAAGAGCUUAAUGAAAAAGAAGUGAAACGUCUUAUUGCUGAAGCAAAGGAAAAAUUACAAGAAAAAGGUGGCAGUGAUGAAGAGGAGACAGGCGAUCCUUCAGAAGAUGGCAUGCAGCAUGUCUGUACCCAGGCCCGACUUCGGGAGCCCCUGGAGGAUGGUGACCCAGAGGAUGACAGGACGCUGGAUGAUGGUGAGCUGGCUGAGUAUGACAUAGAUAAAUAUAAUGAAGAAGGUGACCCAGAUACUGAAACUCUUGGUGAAUUUCUUUUGGGUCUUACAGUCUAUGGGAGUAAUGAUCAAGAUCCUUAUGUUACUCUGAAAGAUAUGGAGCAGUACGAACGUGAAGUUUUCUUGAUUAAGCCCAAUGACAUUCUCAUAGUUUGUGGCAGAGCCGAACAGGACCAAUGCAAUUUAGAGGUACAUGUUUAUAACCAAUAAGAAGAUUCUUUUUAUGUCCACCAUGAUAUCCUGUUGUCUGCAUACUCUUUGAGUGUUGAAUGGCUGAAUUUUGAUCCUAGCCCAGAUGAUUCAACUGGAAAUUACAUUGCUGUGGGAAACAUGACCCCCGUCAUUGAAGUGUGGGAUUUCGAUAUAGUGGAAUCUUUAGAGCCAGUCUUUACACUUAGAAAUAAGCUAUCAAAAAAGAAGAAAAAGAAAGGAAAGAUGAAUUCCUCAGCAGAUGGGCAUACCAAUGCUGUCCUUGACCUUUCUUGGAAUAAGCUGAUCAGAAAUGUGCCAGCCAGUGCAUCAGCUAACACUGUUAUUCUGUGGGAUACGUCCUUGGGGAAACCAGCAGCCAGCCUUGCCAUACAUACAGACAAGAUCCAGACUCUCCAGUUUCAUCCAUUUGAAGCACAGACUCUGAUUUCUGGAUCAUGUGAUAAGUCAGUGGCUUUGUAUGACUGCCGAAGUCCAGAGGAAAGCCAUCAACUGUGGCGAUUCAGUGGGCAGAUUGAGAGUGACUUGGAAUCACUUUUCACCUUGUCAUUUUUUGGCCAGUACAAAUGAUGGUUUUGUAUAUCAUUUGGAUGCAUGCUCAGAUAAGCCAAUUUUUACACUUAAUGCACACAGUGAUGAAAUUUCUCGUCUUGAUCUAAGCAGUCAAAUCAAGGGCUGUCUUGUGACUGCAUCAGCAGACAAG
Orcinus orca (killer whale) is the source of this 1408-nucleotide messenger RNA. Its product is annotated as periodic tryptophan protein 1 homolog. Gene Ontology annotation, cellular component: nucleus. The record is from RefSeq and is a predicted model, not a curated record. Gene Ontology annotation, molecular function: protein binding. Gene Ontology annotation, biological process: rRNA processing. NCBI's taxonomy places the organism in Eukaryota, Metazoa, Chordata, Mammalia, Artiodactyla, Delphinidae.